AACACCAAAAGGGAAAACUCUAAGUUCCACAAUGCACCGGGACAGAACCUGCCUUCGCAAGUGUCUCCUGGGAGCUGAAGUUCACUGGGGGCAAGGCCGGUCCCGCGGCAGGCGAGAGAAAUGACUAGGAGCCGCAGGCUGCCUGGCUCAGCCGUUUGUCCUCGCUGGCCCCAUUUCGGGUAACAGCAGCAAGGAGAAGAAGAGAACUCAGUGCAAAGAGAUGGAGAGUGCUGUGUGGAAGGCAAAGAAGAGGGUCCUCCCGCCAUGGAUGGCAGCAAGGGAAGUGAAGCCAAGAAAGACUAUGUCAGCAGUGAGAGCCAAGAGGGCGAAGAAGCCAGCUGUGGCAAGGACCGUGACUAUCUAUUGUAUGAACGAAGCGGAGCUGGUGGAUGUGGCAUUGGGGGUCCUGGCUGAGAAUUGUAAAUACAAGGAAAUGGAGGGGAACGUUCCAUCUGAAACCGAAGGGGAGCAGGAAGGCCAGCAAACGCCGACGGAGCCUCAAUGGAGUCCAGCAAGCAGUGGCGGGGCCAGCACCCCCAGGCCGGGCCCCGGGCCCCACGCUCAGCCAGAUGCUUUGGGCUGUGCUAGCAGGACAGACACGGAGGACGACGAGGAUGAUGCUUUGAAAUACGUCCGGGAGAUAUUUUUUAGCUAACAUCUCGCAGGGUUUUUUUAAGCAGAGAAAAAAUAAUGCCAAGGGAACCAUAGUGUGGGGGGAAGGGUGGGGCAGACCCAGAGGCUGGCUCCAGUGGGUGGGGGUACGGCAGUGUGGGGCUGUACGGGUGCCCCCUAUAUCCUCCCAAUUCAAAGGAAGCCCGGAGCAGUGGUGUGGAUGGGGCCCCAGGAGAAGGGAGCAGGAGAGAAUGUCGGAGAGGAGCUUGCCCUUGCUCUGCCAUGAGCUGCAUGGCCAAUGUCUCGUUCAAGUACAGUCCUUGCCCAGCGUGUCUGAGCCUUGGGGAUAGCCUCUCACCUACCCCUAACACUCCCCCAUUCAUAGCCUCUUCCAUGUGAGCCACGGGUCCCCUCCUCCCCAGGCCAGCUCCCCAGCUGAUACUAAGUGGCCUCCUGAUUGUCAGUCUCUGCCCAGAAGUCAUGGAGACUGAACUCCCCUCCCAGCUCGGGUGGAGCUCGGCAGGGCAGGGCAGGGCAAGCACUUGAAGGUGAGGGGAGACUUGCUGUGCAGCAACCUGUGAUCUGUGAGUAAACAGUUUGUUCUGCAGGGCUGUCACUGGGGCACCUUUUAUCAGUAUUAUAUUAACUUCGAAAGGUUA
Messenger RNA from Terrapene triunguis (Three-toed box turtle), 1271 nucleotides. It is a transcript of the gene CYREN, whose product is annotated as cell cycle regulator of NHEJ. Gene Ontology annotation, biological process: double-strand break repair via nonhomologous end joining; negative regulation of double-strand break repair via nonhomologous end joining. Gene Ontology annotation, cellular component: nucleus; cytoplasm. NCBI's taxonomy places the organism in Eukaryota, Metazoa, Chordata, Testudines, Emydidae. The transcript has 4 exons. The coding region runs from base 221 to 655 and encodes 144 amino acids. The record is from RefSeq and is a predicted model, not a curated record.